This is a messenger RNA of Malania oleifera, 877 nucleotides long. Its product is annotated as UBP1-associated protein 2C-like. The record is from RefSeq and is a predicted model, not a curated record. The transcript is spliced from 5 exons. Gene Ontology annotation, molecular function: RNA binding. Bases 140 to 877 code for a protein of 245 amino acids. Lineage: Eukaryota; Viridiplantae; Streptophyta; Magnoliopsida; Santalales; Ximeniaceae.
AAAUAAGAUAAUGUGCCCGUAUCUUAAGCCGCAUCUCGUAGGCUAUUAAGGCGUAACGAAGACGAAGAAGAAGAAGAAGAAGAAAGAAGCGGCAGCAGCAGCAGCAAGAGGAGACGAAGAAGGAAACGAAGAAGGAGAAAUGGAGGAAUUGAAGAAGAGGAAGCUGGAAGAGAGCAAUGGUGAAGUAUCACUGUCAAUGCCUUCAGAAGAACACUUGCGAUCACUGCUUGACCCCCUCGCGAAAUCUCAGUUGGCGGAUCUUCUUGCCAAGCUAGGGUCCAAAAAUCCUUCAAUUGCAGAAGAAAUUAAAAGUCUUGCCAGUGCUGAUCCAGCCCAUCGAAAGCUUUUUGUCCGUGGCUUGUCCUGGAGUACUACAUCAGAAACCUUGUGUGCUGCAUUUCUAGAGCAUGGAGAAAUUGAAGAAGGAGCUGUGAUCAUUGACAAAGCAACCGGAAAAUCACGUGGCUAUGGUUUUAUUACCUUCAAACAUAUGGAGUCAACUCAGAGUGCACUGAGAGCACCUAGCAAACUGAUUGAUGGCCGCAUGGCUGUCUGCAACCUAGCUUGCGAGGGCUUGAGCGGGGCAAGUACCACGCCUGAUCUAUCUCAGAGGAAGCUUUACAUUGGAGGUUUGUCGCCAAAUGUCACGAGUGAGAUGCUGCUCAAUUAUUUCGGAAGGCAUGGCGAUAUAGAAGAAGGUUCAGUUGCAUAUGACAAAGAUACAAAUGAAUCACGUGGCUUUGGCUUUGUUACGUACAAAACAGUGGAGGCUACAAAGAAGGCCAUGGAUGAUCCACAUAAGAUCCUUGGGGUAAUGCUUUUAGCCCUCUAUCCACUUAGAAAUUAUAAUCCAACUUGCUUAAUGCAUGAACACUAA